AUGAAACGAACUCAUACAAUAUUUUCGAAAUGCUUUUAGAAUAUUAAACUCAGAAAUUAAUUGAUUCUAAUUGCUUUUGUCUAAGCAUUUAUAAUUAUGUCCUAUGUUCUAGCAUAAAAUAUGAUUCAUCUUUCUCUACUUAAUGUUUACUUUUAAGACACUUCAAAUAGUUUGUAUAAAGACAAUUCAAAUAGGAUUCAAUCAUCUAUAAUCAAAUUAUAUAGAAGUUACUUUGACAAAGUUUUCUAUUUAAGUAAAAUAUAUUUCUAAUUAGAUGGUAACACUCUAAUCUCAUUUCACAGAUUAUAUCACUAUACAAGAAAGCAAGUACUCCUUUAACAUAAUUAUACAACAAAUGAUGCUUUCUAAAUGCCUUAUGGUGGAAUUAAUCCUAUCCCUGAUCCUUUUCGGAUAAUUAAAGGAUAUGGUAAUUCUGAUAUUUCAUAUUGCUUUAUGUGUUAUUCAAACUUAAGUUCUUAUAGUGAACCUAAGACAAUUGAUGAAUUGAUUGGAAUAAAAAUGCAAGAAUAAGUUUAAGCAUAUGGUUAACUUUUGUAUUAAGGAAAAGAGAUCAACCAAUAUUUCUUUUAUUCUUAUAUUGUAAAGGAAAAAAUAACUUCAAUCUAUCCUUGUUUAAAUAGACAAUAAGGAAUUUAUAAUUAUAAACCAGAGUAACGAGAUUGGUAUAUUGAGUUACAAAGGAACUAUGAUUAAACAUUAAAUUAUAAUACAUACAAUUAUACUUUUACAAAUCCUUUUAUGUGUAAUAAAAUUAUACAUUAUUACUAGUAUUUACUGAAAAACGAAUUGGAUUAUCAAUGACAAUGCCUAUAGUGGAUGAAUAAGCCAAAUUAAUAGGAGGAUUGGGAUCAAUAUUCUUAGGAAAUGAUUUUGUUCAAGAAGUUGAUUAGAAGUAAUUUGGAUUUUAAAUUAUGUAUCUAAUUUCAAAUGAGGGAAUUAUGAUUAUGCAUCCUUAUCAAGUUUCAAAUGAAUAUCUACCAUUAUACAUAUUCAAUUAAACAAUUACUGGAUUUAAUUAAACUGAUUGGGAAGAGAUGAGAAAACAAAAUGGAUCUUCAAAUUGCCCAAAAUUUGAGUAAUUCAAUUCUAGUCUUUAAUGUCGAUUUAAUUCUGUAUAUAAUCAAGAGAUGAUUAUUGGUAUUCAAGAAAUACCUUAAUUCAAGAUGAUAUUAAUAAUGUAUAAAUAUUUUAAUAAAAAUAGGUUAUAAAGUAGUAAAGAAUACUUAGAGUUUUAUUAUAAAUUUGAAAAUUAAUUGGAGGAUAAUUUAUAGAAGACUAUAUCAUUAAAUAUUACAACAUUGUUUGGAUUGUUGAUAUUAGCAUGCAUCUUUAUUUAUAUAAUGACUUAGAUUCUCUUUUUUCCAAUAUAUGUAGUUUAGAAUUAUGCAUAAAAUUUAAUCUCAUAAAAAAAGAAAGAAGAUAAACCUAUUCCAUCCUUUAUUUAAAAAUGUAUGAGCAAAUAAGUUAGAUAUUUAUUAUAAACUUUAACAUUUAUAGAAUAUAAAUUAGAAUAGUUAUCUUUUCGAAAGACUGAAUAAUGUUCUUUUUUUGAGAAUAUUUAAUUUCCACGAUAGAAUAUAUCAUUUCAAACUCAUCUAUAAUAAUAUUAGGAAUUCCUUAGAAUUCAUUGUGUUAAAAAAGUAAAAUUAUAACAAAUAGAUAAAAAUUAAAAUUAAAAUUUCCUAAAUUAGAAUAGUUUUUAUUUAAAACAAAUUCUAUAAGUAAUUAGAAAAGCUAAUUUAUAUCAAACUUAUUGA
Molecule: messenger RNA, 1778 nt
Organism: Paramecium pentaurelia
Lineage: Eukaryota; Ciliophora; Oligohymenophorea; Peniculida; Parameciidae
Source: the annotation of a GenBank genome assembly